This is a messenger RNA of Conger conger (European conger), 4027 nucleotides long. RefSeq names its product formin-like protein 1. The record is from RefSeq and is a predicted model, not a curated record. Bases 561 to 3887 code for a protein of 1108 amino acids. Gene Ontology annotation, biological process: cell migration; regulation of cell shape; cortical actin cytoskeleton organization. Gene Ontology annotation, cellular component: cytosol. Gene Ontology annotation, molecular function: actin filament binding; small GTPase binding. NCBI's taxonomy places the organism in Eukaryota, Metazoa, Chordata, Actinopteri, Anguilliformes, Congridae. The transcript has 26 exons.
CAGCUACGACUUGCGCGGGCGUCACCUUCCUCUCCGAGCUCUCUGAGGUAACUGCUCCGCACGCAGUGCUGUGACAGCGCGGAUGCCUCGCUAGCUAUUCUGUGUUUAUCGCCGCGCACGCGCUCCGGUCGGCCUUCGGGAGAUGAGACUCCGUUUCGGACCGCUACCCCGAGGUCAAGCCGACAGCGAGAGAACGACGGCAGGUGUGGAAACCCACUGCCUCUCACCGACGCGCUUCUAGAGGAUAAGAGGAGUAACUUGUUGUUUUUUGGCUCGUUUUUUUCUUUCUGGUCUGCGAGGUGAGAUUUAGCGAAGGGCUUUAGGGGUGAGCUUUAGAGUUUAGAGCUUCGGAUGUAGGCUUUAAAAGCAAUGUUUUAAGAGGUGGAAUAUACUGCUGGACUUUACUGGUGGACUUCAGACUUUAGAAGCAGGGCUUUAGAGGUGGGCUUUAGAUCAGAGCUUCAGCGCAGGGCUUCUUUAGAGGUGGGCUUUAGAUCAGGGCUUCAGGGUUUUUGGGGGUUCUGGACUGCCUGGGCCUCGGAGCCCUGAAGAAGGUGCAGAUGGGUAACGCGGCGGGGAGCACGGAGCAGGCUGCGGGACCGGAGCCCCGGACCACGGUGGCCGUCCCCACCCCGGCUCCCCUGCAGAAACAGGCCUGCACCCCGAAACUGCCCAUGCCCCCAGAGGAGGAGCUGGAGGAGAGGUUUAACGUGGUGCUGAACUCUAUGAAUCUGCCACCGGACAAGGUGAAACUACUGAGUCAGUACGACAACGAUAAGAAGUGGGAACUGGUCUGUGAUCAGGAGCGCUUCCAGGUGAAAAACCCGCCCUCUGCCUACCUGUCGAAGAUCAGGAUCUACCUGGACCAGAGUGGAACCUCCCGGUUUAAGAAAAGGGUCGAGGAGUCCACUAAGGUCCUGAGAGAGCUGGAGAUCUCCCUUCGGACCAAUCACAUUGGGUGGGCUCAGGAGUUCCUGAAUGAGCAGAAUCAGGGUCUGGAUGUGCUGGUGGACUACCUGUCCUACGCCCAGGGCACUGUCCCGAUUGACACAGAGAACGUGGACAAUGGGGUGCUGGUAGCAGAGAGAGUAAAGAUGCUGGAUAAAUCCAUUGAGGACUUGAAUAAAAGCGCAGGAAACUCGCCCACCCAUUCCGUCUCCAAAUCUGCACGUUCCCUGACUGUACGGUUGAACACAUUUGCUCACAGUGUGAAGGCUCUGCGCUCUCCUCGUGCUGUUGGUCAGGAAGACGUACACGUCUGCAUCAUGUGUUUGCGUGCCAUCAUGAACUACCAGUCUGGGUUUAACCUGGUGAUGACACACCCACGAUGUGUCAACGAAAUCACACUCAGUCUCAACAACAAAAACCACAGGACCAAGGCACUAGUGCUGGAGCUGCUGGCUGCUGUGUGCCUCGUGAGGGGGGGGCAUGACAUCAUCCUCUCCGCCUUCAACAACUUCAAAGAGGUUAGCGGGGAGAAGAACCGAUUUGAGAAGCUCAUGGAGUAUUUCAUGAAUGAGGACAGCAACAUUGACUUCAUGGUGGCUUGCAUGCAGUUCAUAAACAUUGUAGUCCAUUCAGUGGAGAACAUGAACUGUCGUGUGCACCUGCAGUAUGAGUUCACCCAGCAUGGACUAGACCAGUACCUGGAGAAGCUGAAGUCCACAGAGAGUGAAAAGCUGCUGGUCCAGAUCCAGGCGUAUCUGGACAAUGUGUUUGAUGUGGGAGCUCUGCUGGAGGAUGUGGAGGCUAAAGGAGGCCUACUGGAACACAUGGAGGAGUUACAGUCACACAACACAGACCUGACGGCUCAGCUGCAGGACUGCGAGAACCAGGCCAUGGAGAAGAUCGCAGAGGUGGAAAAGCAACUCAUUCAGGCCACCAAGGAGUUGGAGGUGCUCAAGGACAGCCUGCGAGACUCCUGCUCACAGGUGAGCUCCCUCCAGCAGCGGGAGAGGGAGAGGGAGCUGGAGCGAGACCGGGAGCGGGACAGAGAGCGGCCCCCCCUGUCCUCCCCCGUCACCGCCCCGGCCACCACCCCCAUCUCCUCCCCCUCCCCCUCCCAGCUGGAGAAGAAGCUGCAGGAGCUGGAGGACCGCGGCCUGAUCCGGCUGGAGCGCUCCACUUCCGGGGAGCUGGACAUCAAGGUCGUACCUGUCAUCAUCAAAGAGCCUGCCACAGGUCAAAUCCUGGAAACCACUCCUCCAGCUCUGGCUCAGGAUUCUGCUGCACCUGUUCCCCAAAACACAUCUCCCCUCAGUGCCCCUCCUCCUCCUCCUCCUCCUCCUCCUCCUCCCCCACCUCCUCUACCAGGAGCUGCGGCUCCUCCUCCCCCUCCCCCACCCCUACCCGGAACCGGUCCCCCGCCGCCCCCUCCCCCGCCGGGAGCAGGUCCACCCCCACCUCCUCCACCUCCAGGGGGUGGACCCCCACCUCCUCCUCCUCCAGGUGGCUUAUCUGCUCCAGGAGUCAAGAGCAAAAAGACCAUCCAGACAAAGUACCGGAUGCCCAUACUCAACUGGCAGGCCCUCCCACCUACCCAGGUGACGGGCACCGUCUUCAGCGAGCUGGACGACGAGCAGGUUCUCGGGGAGCUUAACAUGGAUGCCUUUGAGGAGAUGUUCAAAACCAAGGCCCAGACUGCCCCCGCGAGCCUGGAUAAGCUGAAGGUGAAGACGGCUCAGAAGGCGCCCAGCAAAGUGUCCAUCAUCGAGCCCAACAAGGCCAAGAACCUGGCCAUCACCCUGCGCAAGGCCAAGAUAGGCGCAGCCGAAAUCUGCACUGCCAUAGAGAAUUACGACCAGCAGGCCCUGAGCCUGGACUUCCUGGAGCUGCUGGAGCGGUUCAUCCCGUCGGAGUACGAGAUGAAGAUGAUGCAGAACUACGAGCGGGACGGCCGCCCGCUGGACGCCCUGGCGGAGGAGGACCUCUUCAUGCUGAGCUUCAGCAAAAUCCCGCGCCUGGCCCAGAGGAUCAGCACGCUCACGUUCAUGGGCAACUUCCCCGACAGUGCCAAGCGGCUGCAGCCGCAACUGAAUGCCAUCAUUGCAGCAUCGAUGUCCAUCAAGUCCUCCAGCAAGCUGAAGAAGAUCUUGGAGGUCAUCUUGGCUUUCGGGAAUUACAUGAACAGCAGCAAGAGGGGCGCAGCGUAUGGCUUUCGCCUGCAGAGCCUGGAUCUGCUACUGGACACAAAGUCCACGGACCGCAAGCAGACCCUGCUGCACUACAUUGCCAGCAUCGUCCAGGACAAGUACCCCGAGCUGAGCACCUUCCACUCCGAGCUGCACUUCGUGGACAAGGCUGGCCUAGUAUCCCUGGACAGUAUCCUGCAGGACGUGCGGUCUCUAGAGAAGGGAAUGGAAGUGACUCGUAAGGAGUUCCUGGUUCAGGAUGAUAACCCCGCACUGAAGGAGUUCGUCAAGAACAGCAGCGAAACGCUGGACUCCCUCAUCAAGGAUGGCAAGACAGCACAGGAGGCCUAUGCUACAGCGGUGGAGUAUUUUGGGGAGAACCCGAAGACCACCCAGCCCUCUGGCUUCUUCACUCUGUUUGUCCGCUUCAUAAAGGCUUAUAAGCAAGCUGAGCAGGAGAAUGCGCAGAAGAAGAAACAGGAAGCAGCUCAGAAUAGUGAUGCCGAGGUCCCCCCCGCCCCUGGGAAGACAGAGUCUCCAGGAAAGAAGCCCAUGAUGCCCAAAAUGCCCCAGAUGGACCUGAUCGCAGAGCUGAAGAAGAGGCAGGUGAAGCCCCAGGUGCGUGGGGUGCAGGAUGGAGCCAUCGAGGACAUCAUCACAGACCUGAGGAACCAGCCAUUCAGACGGACGGACGUAGGCCCGCGCAACACAAAGAGACCCAACGGACAGCAGGCCUCCUCAAACACCUCGUCGUGAAGAAUCUGUGCUUACUGAGAAACUCGCAUGCAAGUGCGCAGACACACACACACACACACACACACUUCCCCCUAUUAUUCCAAGUAAUGAGCCGAUACCUAAUUUCAUCUUAUAGGAGUUUAAAACAGAAAUGAAAAAAU